UAUGACGUCAGAGAAAGGCGACACAGCUUCGGUUUUGGGGACAAUUCAAAUCUGCUGCUUUCAGAACGUUUUUUUUUUUUAAAUAUCAAAUAAAAAAACGGAAAUGUCUGUAAAUUAUGCGGCCGGGCUCUCACCGUAUGCAGACAAGGGCGUGUGUGGACUUCCAGAGAAAUUUGAUAGCACCGAAGAGCUGAAAGCGAAGGUGGCAACUCUUGCUAAGAUUGUAAAAGAGUCCAAAUAUAUGGUCGUGCACUCUGGAGCAGGAAUCAGCACUUCAACUGGCAUCCCUGACUUCAGGGGCCCAAAGGGUGUGUGGACGUUGGAGCAAAAGGGAGAGACGCCUCACUUUGAGACAACGUUUGAAGAGGCCCGACCCAGCCUUACUCACAUGGCCCUGCUGGGACUCCAGAGGGCCGGCUACCUCAAGUAUCUCAUUAGCCAAAAUGUGGACGGCUUGCAUGUGCGAUCCGGCUUCCCAAGGGACUUGUUAUCGGAGCUUCAUGGAAACAUGUUUGUGGAGGAGUGCGAGAAGUGCUGCAGGCAGUUUGUCAGGGAAAAGGUGAUUGGCGUGAUGGGCCUCAAACCAACGGGACGUUACUGCGAUGUGGUGCGCUCCAGAGGACUCCGAGCCUGCAGAGGGAAGUUGAUCAGCACUAUACUGGACUGGGAGGACGCACUUCCUGACAGAGAUCUGAACAAAGCAGACGACGCAAGCAGACAAGCCGACCUGGCGCUGACGCUGGGCACCUCCAUGCAGAUAAAACCUAGCGGAGACCUUCCACUCGUCACCAAGCGCAAAGGCGGCAAAGUGGUUAUUGUCAACCUGCAGCCCACUAAGCACGACAAGCAUGCACACUUGCGUAUCAAUGGCUACGUGGAUGAUGUCAUGAAGCAGCUGAUGGAGCACUUGGGGUUGGAUAUCCCAAAGUGGGAAGGGCCGACCGUGUGCGAGAGCUCCAUCGCUGCGCCCGAGAACGCCGACGACGAAAUUAAGCCCGCGCACGCUCUCAGUGCCGACGUGAAGGUCAAAGGUGAGCUCGUUAAGGAGGAGAAGAAGAAGCGAGCAGCACAUGGUGACGCCACCAUCAAAGAGACUGUCACAGUAAAGAAGGAGAGGAAAGAUCCUCCGCUGGGGGUGAAAGAUGACCAAUAGCCUCAGGUAUUGUCCUCAUCAAAAAUGCCUCCUGCCUCGAGAAACAAACUUUUGAUCGGUUGGAUCACAAAGGAUGCAACUUUUGUGACCUCUUUUUUGCCCACGAGAACAUUCUUGAAACUUUCUCUCUCUCUCUCUCUCUCUCUCUCUCUUUUUCUCUUUUUCUCUUUCUCUUUCUCUUUCUCUCUCUCUCUCUCUCUCUCUCUCUCUAAUAUAAGACAAGAAAAUGUUUUUGUUGUAAAUAGAUCACUGUUACACUACAUAUUUUUUAUCUCAGGAAUUUUUUUUUAAUUUCUUUUUAUAUCUUUGUUUUGGCAGUAAAUGGAAGCACAACCUC
Molecule: messenger RNA, 1490 nt
Organism: Syngnathus acus (greater pipefish)
Lineage: Eukaryota; Metazoa; Chordata; Actinopteri; Syngnathiformes; Syngnathidae
Gene: sirt6
Product: sirtuin 6
Exons: 8
Coding region: 104-1153 (349 amino acids)
Molecular function (GO): NAD+ binding
Source: RefSeq, a predicted model, not a curated record